Molecule: messenger RNA, 1725 nt
Organism: Durusdinium trenchii
Lineage: Eukaryota; Dinophyceae; Suessiales; Symbiodiniaceae
Source: the annotation of a GenBank genome assembly
AUGCCCCUCUCUCUGGCGGUGAUCCUCUUCGACUUCCCCAGCAGCAUCGGAGAAUAUGCCAACUGCAUCGGCCGCACGAGCCGCCCUGGGCAGCGGGGCGGCCGGGUCUAUGCCUUUUUGCCCGAGGGGCGGUUCUGGAUUGCAGGUGAAUUAAUUGCUUUGCUGGAGCAUUGUGGACAGAAGGUUCCAGAUGCUUUGGCUGAGCAACAUGCACAAGAUCAGAAGUUUUUGUCAGAUGUGAAAGCAGGAAUGCUGCAGCUCCUCAAUCAAGGAUCCCUGCAAUCGGACUCCCUCUGUGCUGGUGAAUACGAUGCGGAGCAGAAGGUCUGGACUCUGCCCAGCAGCAUCCCCUCAUAUCGCCGGAAGCUGGUGCACUUACUUGCGGAUGAGCUGAACUUGCCCCACGUGUCCUACGGGGAAUCCUCCGAUCGGAGGCUCUACUUGUCGCACGACCGAGAUGCGCUCCCAGAUAAGUACUUCGUCGAGGGCGAAGCGGUGGUGAUCCGGCACCACGUGCACCCGGAGCAACGCGGCACCGUGGCGAAUGCUCACAUCAACCGGCGCUUCCGGACCAUCGAAAUCCGCGUGAACAACCCGACCUUUGGCGACAUGCCGGUCGACGUCCCCGUAGAGAUGGUCUGGCGUGAGGGCCAGGAGCCGUCGCCCUUCCCAGCGCGGCCCACGCGUGAGAACGUGCGGCGCUAUGCGGACUACCGGGAGCACCGCCCGGAUUACCGAUCCGACUACCGGUCAAACUCGAACUACAAGAGGUCGUGGAAGAGUCCAGGCUAUGGCAGCAGUUAUGGCAACUACAGCGAUAUGGUAGGGAAACAGCUGGUGAUGGGCCUUGGAACAAAGACGCUGGAUGCCCUGAUGCCCUGGCCUAGGAGGGAGGUCUGCAGCCGACCCGAGAAGGGAGCGCUGGCCCAGUGGGCUCUUGGCUUGGAGGCCCUGUCAGUGAGGCUCAAAGCCCUGGCUGGGACCCUCUUGAAGCUCUUGGAGAAUCCGGAGCACCGAGCUGCGGCCGUUCAGGCCACGCUGAGAUCUGCGUUGCAUCACUGCGCCCAUUUGAGCAGACAGGAGGUGUUACCACCAGUGCAGCUCUUCACACGGAAGUCGGGUGCUGCACCAGAGGAGUGGCGACAGGGGUUGGCCAGGAGCCGAAAGCAGGUCAAGCUCGCGGCGGCGGAGCAUGAGGAAACUGAUGCUCUGCAUUCAGACCGCCAGCGAGCGGUCGUGAGAAGUCUCCAGGCUGCCUCUGCGCUGGGAGUGCCUGAAGCUGGACCCUGGGCCCAAGAGAUGGCUACGCUCUUCAGCUCCUGCCAGCGCCUGGCGGAGCACGCGCGGAACACCUACGCCGAGGCCCAAAGGCGACGGUCCAGUCGCUCCAGCGCCACGGUCGACCGUUGGCGCCGGGCGCCCUAUCGGUGCAUCGCCGAGAAGGUGGAGGAAGAAGAGGUUGGGCCAGCGCCGCUGCAGAUUGGCCCGGUGCUUUGUGAAGGUUUGGAUGAGGCGGUCCGCCGCCUCGUCGAGCCGCCGCCCGCACCGCGGGGCGCGGCGGCGCGGCCGGCCUCCCGGCCGGCCUCUCGGCCGGCCUCGCAGGCCAGCAAGCAGGAUACGCCGCUCAAGGGGAGGAGGAACAAGGCCUCCCAGACCCCGGACCCGCUCUCACGGCCGAAGACCUCGCAGGAACGACGACCUUGGUCGGCAAGGCAUCCGACGUGA